AUGAAGGCUACAGUGAAGGGGAGAUACAAGGUGGACAGGAGCUCCACCAGCACCACCUUCGCUGUCAACACCGGCGACCUCAAGCUCAAGGCCUCCAUGACUGAUGCCAGUUUCGUCCACAGCCCCUCCCUCAACGGCCUCGCUCUCUCUGUGGAGAAGCUUGGCUCCUUCAUCAUCGACUACAACGUCCCCAAGAAAGAUGUUAGGUUUCAGUUCACGAACUCAGUGAGGGCUUUCGACAAGACGGUGAAUUUGACAUACACUCAUGCCUCUGUGGACAACCAUGUGAACCUCGAUGGCUCGAUGUCAUUCGAUCUGGCGAACAAGGUGUCGGUCAACCAUGCUCUGGGAUCGGGGAAUUGGCAGUUCACCCACCUUAAAAGAAAAAUAAAACUAGCGAUUGAGAACAAAGUUGCCAAAGAAUACCUGGAGGGCGGGCAGUGGUGCAGUAAGAAUGAAACACUAGCACUCGGAGACAGUAGCCAGCUUGCAGUGGAGGUGAAGGGAGGGUCCGCAAAUGCCUUCAGGAUCAAGGCCUAG
Messenger RNA from Phoenix dactylifera (date palm), 540 nucleotides. The record is from RefSeq and is a predicted model, not a curated record. NCBI's taxonomy places the organism in Eukaryota, Viridiplantae, Streptophyta, Magnoliopsida, Arecales, Arecaceae.